Molecule: messenger RNA, 1698 nt
Organism: Notothenia coriiceps (black rockcod)
Lineage: Eukaryota; Metazoa; Chordata; Actinopteri; Perciformes; Nototheniidae
Product: sarcolemmal membrane-associated protein-like
Exons: 17
Coding region: 1-1698 (565 amino acids)
Source: RefSeq, a predicted model, not a curated record
AUGAAGGACAAGCCAGAGGCGGAGGGCCGGCAGGAGGAGCUGACCCAGCGGGGGGCGAUGGAGAAGAGGGAGUUGGAGCUGCGGAUCGAGGAGAUGGAGGAGAAGGAGCAGGUUCUCCAGGCUCGCAUCGAAGCUCUGCAGGCCGACAACGACUUCACCAACGAGACGCUGGCCGCCCUGCAGGUGCGGUUAGAACAGCUACAAGAGAAAAGCAUAAAAGAAAACAACAGCCUGGAUGUGGACAUUGCCUCCCACCGACCAGUAGAGGAGGCUGUGGAGGAGAAACUGAGCCUGCAGACCCCUGAGAGCCAGGAGGAAGACGAGGAUGAUGAUGGGGACACUGACACUGAUGAUGGUGCAUUUGGUGAAGAUGAAGAUGCUGAUGACAACUGUCAUGUUAACAACAGCGGAGGAGACUCGACUAGAAUCCAACAGUUGAUUGAAUGUCCGCCAGUCAAACAGCUGAAGGAGGCUGUAAGUUCUUCCAUCCACAAACUGGCCAACUUUGAUGAAGUGAUGGAUGCCCACCUACAGAACAACCAGUCGGGAGAAGACGACAUCCUGGCCAGCCCUGACCGACUCAAAGAGAACCAGACCGAUGGCAAAGAGUCCGACAUGUCAGACACUCUGAGUCCCAGCAAAGACCGCAGCAGUGACGACACGUCAGACGGCAACAUGGACGACCAGGAGCUGAUUGAACCUCAGAACAGAGGAGCUCUGCUCAAAGCUGAGUUGAAUCGGGCCGGGCUAGAGCCUGGAGACACAGAGCAGGUCAUCCACCACCUCCACAGAGAGCUUCUGGACGCCCAGGAACUAGCCAACACCGGCAAGCAGAGAUGUCUGGAGCUACAAGCUCUGCUGGAGGAGGAGACGAGGAGUAACUCUAGGCAGACUGAAGAGUCCACCAAACAGAUCCAGUACCUGCAGACUCAGCUCGGGAAGCUGCAGGCCGACAUGGAGGGGCUGAGGGAGCAGAGGGAGAGCACCAUCUGCACCACCCGAGAGGAGCUCUACUGUGCCCAGGAGGAGAUUAUUGUCCUCCGGCACGCCAUGGAGGCGGCGACGACGGAGCGUGAGCGGGAGAUCAGCGCCCUGCAGGCCGACCUGGGCAGCGUGCGCUCUGAGCUGGAGCGCUGGAGGGACACGGCCGGGAGGUACGAGGGGGAGAUCAGCCGGCUGCAGGAGGCCUUCACACAGCAGCAGCAACAGCAGCAGAGCUCCGCCACACAGCUGCAGGCGGAAUGUGUUACGUUGAAGCAGCAGUGUGUGUGUUUGCAGCAGGACUGUGACGGCCUGAAAGGGGAACGGAAAGCUCUUACAGACAAACUGCACCGCCUGGAGACUGAGCUGAGCAGCACCAGGGAGCAGAGCCAGGUCCUCAGCAGCAGUCUGGAGUCUCUGGAGAAGAGGGAGGGGGUUCUGCAGGACAAACUGGGUUCUCUGGAGAACCAACACCUGCAGGACGCAAGCAAGCUGAAGAGCCAGCUGGACCAGGCCCAGGCCCACACACACACACUGCAGAGAGAGUAUGAAGACACACAGUCCCAGCUGUUGGACCUCCGUCAGCGCUACGAGAGGACAGAGAAGGAGAAGCUGAACAUCCACCAGGAGCUGGAGCAGUGCAGGAGCAGCCUGAAGCUGCUGCAGGACAAGACCAGCUCCCUCUUAGAGUUCAUGGCUAACAUGUGGCAGACCUGA